Xenopus laevis (African clawed frog) is the source of this 2924-nucleotide messenger RNA. It is a transcript of the gene cfap20dc.L, whose product is annotated as protein CFAP20DC-like. NCBI's taxonomy places the organism in Eukaryota, Metazoa, Chordata, Amphibia, Anura, Pipidae. Bases 178 to 2640 code for a protein of 820 amino acids. The transcript is spliced from 19 exons. The record is from RefSeq and is a predicted model, not a curated record.
GGCAACACCCAAGCUGCCUCUAUUUCCUGAUUCAUUGCAACUGCUGCUCUCAUCAGCUUCUAUAUGAACCCUGGAAUGAUCUGAACCCCAAAGCAAGCCCCAGCCAUCAGCACUAGCCCAAGAAACACAGACUCUGGGAGACCUAACUGAUAAUUGCUAAAACUACCAGCACUCAGCAUGUUCAAAAAUGAGUAUCAGGGAGGGGCAUUUGUUGAAAUCUUCAGUGCGCAAGGAAAAGAUCCAAUGGCCAAAUGGAAGCUUUCCGGCAGACAAUCCGCAAUCUGGAAGGACUUUGAUAAAGAAGUCAAGAGUUUUGUCUUUGUACUCGAGGGAAGUAGCCAAACCAACAAAAUGCAGCUCCCCAAAGAAAGCCGCCAUAACCUUGGCCUCAUCCAGCGAUUCCUGAUCCUCCAGCUGUACAUCCCGCUAGGACAGGACUUCUCUGCCGAGUUGCUGAUAUCUGACUUGGGAAAUAUUAAAAGAAGAUUAUAUUUAUCAACCGUCCAUAAGGAAUUAUCGGCGACUCCGUUGCACGCGAAAAUACCGCUGCUGGGGAUCAAACGCAAAAUCUGGUGCAACCUGUGCAUUGAUGUGGUGUCAUUCACAAGUGGAAUAUUUAAAGGGGCGGUUUUCCAUUCACUUGAUGGUAUCAUUGUUUCUGCCAACUGUAAGCUAAGAAAGAUCUACACCAUGAAAUUAAAGCCCAAAGAGACCAUGGAAGAGGAAGAUAUAUAUGGAUCUUCCCUACCACAUAAUGAACCCACAGAUAUUAUUCCUCGGUGCUGCCAAAUUACAACAGAAGUACAACAGAUCACUCAAGUGUUAGAUCUGACAAAACUACAGCGAGUGGAGGCAAAACAAGAUGGAAGGCCCUUGGGGUUAUUGGAAACAGAUCAUAUUAGUAGCAGAGGAGCAAGAAGCGCCCACACUAGCAGAAGUCCUGACAAGUCCCACAUUGCGUUUGGAUCCAAGGUACUGGGUCCCCCUCCAGCCACGAGCAGAAGAAUGAGCUCCAGAGCAUCAGCAGAGACUACAAGGGCUACGAGCAGACACGAGAGAGACUCACAGCAACUGCCAACCGGGACUGAAGAUUUAAAAGCCCAAACUAUGGAAGGGAAAGAAUCGAUCUCUUCAUUUACUCAUUUUUCACAUCAAAGAAACAAGGAAAAUGUUCAAGAGACGAGAAAGAAGGAGAAAUGUCCUCAUGAAUACAAAUCAAAUCCACAAGAUUCAGCUGUCACUGACUGGAGAAUCAGGAGAAAGCAAAGUGGAGAAGAUGUUGGCAGAGAGAGAAGCAGGUUUCCUUUUGACGGUUCUUCUUUGGGACAUGGCGGAAAGGAAGAUAAGCUCCUUAUUCAGAUCCACGUUCCGGCAAGUGAAUAUCUGAAUCCGGCAAGGAAAGGAAAUAAGUCACCGGAGCUUGGAGAGCGUGAGGCACUUUCAGAUGAGAUGUUAACUCCUGACAGUUUUCAAGAAAAAACAUCUAAAUCCCCUGAGAGUCAGCAGCAGGAACUCAACAAUGAUCCAUCAGAGGAGCUUGAAGAUUACCAGCAAAAUGGAAGCCGGAAUGAAAGCAGAACCUUCCCAGAGGAAGAGGACAACCUUUACACCUACUGGUCAAUGCCACGGUCCUCCCGCCUUUUCAAGCCACAGUCCCUUGAUCACAGCACAGUUUCAUUUGAUGGCAUGGAACUCAACAGCCGAGGGGCACAGUUAGAAGAUGAUUUUUAUAGAAGUGACGACAGCUUACAGGAGAGUGCACACUUCAAGUGGACGUCCAGCCCCAAGUCAAGUCAAGUCAAAACACAGUCAACGCAGUUUUCGGAAUCUCCCCGUUCCUUGGAUAUUUCUAGAGAAAGUACCCAUAGCAGUAAAUGGGCUGCAGAUUCUAAACAUGAAAGUCCCAUGGAGGGAAGGGCACAAAUUGACGACCCCCUGACUGUAAAAGCAACAGACGCGUUUCAGAAGAAUCUCGUGCCCACUCGCAGUUUAUCCCCCAGCAGAAGUAGAAACGAAACCCCCACAGAGGAUCCGAUCCUUUCCAGAACCCGACAGCAACGGGCAGAUAAUAAGCUACGGAUGUCUCUGAGCAGAAAGUCUCUAAAGGAAAUCCCGACGGGGGAUCAAAGACUAAUCAGUGAUGUACCUGAUUAUGACUGGAGAAAUGCUCAGCCUAAUCGCUUGAGUGCCUCCGAGAUGCAGAUGCUGGCCAGUCUGAAGAGACAACAGAAUGAAGAGCUGGAAGACUUUGAGACUUUGCAUGGACUGAGCCGAUCCCAGAUUGACCAAUGCACGGUCAGCAUGAGUACAAGUAGUGACGACACAAUGAGCUGGAGCUGCUCUAUUAAACCACCUGUCACUCAAGGUUGUCAUUAUCAGACGGAAAUGAACCCACUCGCUCAAUCAAACCCCCGGGAUUGGAUUCAUGUGUUCAGCCCCCCCAUCGUGCCCUCAAGUCACAUUCCAGACAAGAGCAGGAAGGCCCCAUGUAAACUUAACCAAUCAGGUGUGAGUUCUUGUACUGAAGAUGACGAUGGUUUGGGGGCAGAAGAGGAAGAGGAAGUUCUAACGCUGCUCUACGAUCCCUGUCUGAACUGUUACUUCGACCCAGAGACUGGCAAAUACUAUGAACUGGCGUAGGGCACAAAUAGAAACAUGACACAAUAUCCCGGCCCCAUCAGUCUAGUGUUCCUGUCUCUGACCCCUAUUUGGAAGCUGCAAAGAGUCACAAGGAGAAGGGAAAUCAUUUUAAAACAUGAAGACCAAUUGGAAAGUCGCUUAGAAUUAGACAUUCUCUAACAUACAGAGAAUCACAUUUAAAGCAGAUGAAGCCAUUGGUUAGUGCUGGUUUAUUUCAGUUCUGUAGUUUGUAUGUACUGCCCCCCUGUAUAUGUCUAAUUAAAUCACUAGUGUUACAAUGGGAA